AUGUCAGAAAUGGAAGUUGAUGAUACAGGGCCAGUGGCAUCCCUCAGUGAAAAUAAGAAACGUUUCGAAAUAAAAAAGUGGUAUGCGGUUGCUUUAUGGGCUUGGGAUAUUGUCGUUGAUAAUUGUGCUAUCUGCCGAAAUCACAUAAUGGACUUAUGUAUUGAAUGUCAAGCUAACCACGCCUCUGCUACAAGUGAAGAGUGCACUGUUGCUUGGGGUGUUUGUAAUCAUGCCUUUCAUUUUCACUGUAUAUCUCGAUGGUUGAAAACACGACAAGUUUGCCCUCUAGACAAUCGUGAAUGGGAACUGCAGAAACGCAUGGUGAGUUGGUGCUGUGGUCUUUGUGCAAAUUCAGGAAAUGACGAAGAUGAGGAAGCUGAACGUCAGAGAUUAAUUCCAAGCCCCCAGCUUUCAUACGAUGGGACACAGCAACCAUAUGGAAGUUUUUCACCUCCAGAUCCUGUUACAAAUGAACCUCAGUCAGAUAUCAAUACCAUGAUGACAAAUAUAAUAAAAGUUGCUGAGAAUCAAGUGGUGGAUGCUGGAGCAACAGAUUACAAUCCCCUAGAUUCACAAGAACAUAUUGAACGGUCAAGAUACUACGCAGAAAGCAUAGCUCGACAGCCUUUAGGCCCGCCACCGUUGCCAGUGUUUUUGCCAAGAACAUUUGGAAAUCCUGCGUCAAUCAUAGAUGCACCGCUGGUGGAAAUCGCUGAAAUUAAUGAAAUAAGACAGCUUGCAAAAGAAAAUGCCGUAUUUGUUCACGAAAUGACGACACAAGAAAAGGAUGAUCUCAUUGCCCACUUCAGUCAAGCAUAGAGAUAAAGAAAACCUUACAAGCUCCUCUUCGAAAGUAUAUGCUCUCAAUAUCUACCAGACUACUUUAUCUUUUAUAUAUUUCUAAUUUUUGUACAGA
This is a messenger RNA of Schistosoma mattheei, 916 nucleotides long. NCBI's taxonomy places the organism in Eukaryota, Metazoa, Platyhelminthes, Trematoda, Strigeidida, Schistosomatidae. The record is from the annotation of a GenBank genome assembly.